Bacillus rossius redtenbacheri is the source of this 4038-nucleotide messenger RNA. RefSeq names its product exocyst complex component 4 (gene Sec8). Lineage: Eukaryota; Metazoa; Arthropoda; Insecta; Phasmatodea; Bacillidae. Gene Ontology annotation, cellular component: exocyst; growth cone membrane; synapse. The record is from RefSeq and is a predicted model, not a curated record. The coding region runs from base 79 to 3027 and encodes 982 amino acids. Gene Ontology annotation, biological process: Golgi to plasma membrane transport; chemical synaptic transmission; exocytosis. The transcript has 15 exons.
AUCGAUGUAUCGUUUGCAUCCCUAAUGUUGUUUGAAAAUUGAAAGCAACAGAGUUUUGAAAAUGUUUGGAACUUGGAUAUGUUGUGUAUAGCUGAAAUGGCAUUGCCACCAACAAAGCCACCUCGGGGUGUAAAAUCACCCCGAGAAACGAGCGGGCUGCUUAUGUCAGUGAUCCGCACUUUGUCAGCAAGCGAAUCAAAUGAACAGAGGGACAGAGAGAAAGCGAAACUAGAGAAAGAGUACAAGAGAAGUGAUCAGAAGCUAGAUGAACUGGUGUUGCUUCAUGAUCAAGACCUUACCCAAGUGAUGCAGUUGUUCGGGAAGCUGUCGUCGCGGGUGACAGCCUCGCGGGAGAAGAUCCACGCGGUGAAGGAGAACCUGCAUGCGUGCAAGAUGCUGCUGCGCUGCAAGCGGGACGAGCUGAAGAAGCUGUGGCUGGAGGGUGUCGAGCACAAGCACGUGCUGCAGCUCCUGGAGGAGAUCGACCACUUGCGAGAGGUGCCCGGCCAGCUGGAGGUCUACCUGGCCAGGAAGCACUACCUGCACGCCACACAGCUGCUGGUGUCAGCGCUCACGCUCGGUGAUGGCAGCCUGGAGGGGGUGGACGCCCUCCGGGAAGUCCGCUCCGAUCUGCAGGCCAAGAAGCAGCAACUGCACGUCAAGCUGAUGGAGGAGCUGACUUGCCACCUGUAUGUGCGGUCGACCCAGGAGGUGCUAGCCCUGCAGCGGCAGGGCUCCGGCCGAGACAACCUGCUCACCUCCCCCUUCCAGCGCGCCACCGAGCUGCGUGGCUCGUCCCGCACCCCCAAGGCCAGGCGAGCCCUGCUCGACGUCUCCAGCUCCGCCUCCCCCAGACCUGGCAUGAACAGCUUGGGAAGUGACCAAAUGGAUAGCAUUCAGGAGGAUGUAGAUGCCGUGGAUCCUGAAGCCAGUUCAGAGCACUUCAUGGCCAUCUUGGUGGAAUGUCUGGCUUUGCUGAACAAGAUUCCAGAUGCUGUGGAGAUGCUGAAGGUGGAGAUGCAGACGGAGCUGCUGGCGAUCAUUGCGCGCACCACACAGCAGAUCCUCGACUCCUCGGCCAUGCCGCCCCAGCCACAUGGCCAGGCGGCCUCCAAGCCCGUCCUUCCGGAGCUCAUGCACGUCAUCUUCAGCCAGUUCCGGCAGGUGGCCGCAGCGCACCAGUCCGUCCUGCGCAGCUUGGCCCAGGCCGCCGACAAGUACCGUGUCGACGUGCGACUCUACGAGAUGCCCGACGUCUGGUCCAAGAUGCAAGCUGUUCUGCAGCUAUUGCUGACGGACUACCUAGACAUCCAGAACAUGGCGGGAGAGUCCCAGCAGACCCCUGCAUCCUUCUCGGAGCCAACAAGUGACAUAUCCAUGUUCUUCGUGAGAAGGAAGAUCCAGCGUCAGAAGAAGACUCCUCUUUUCCGGUUCGACUACUCAUCUCACGCUCUCAGCAUCAACAACUACCUCAAAGAGCAGCAGAAGGAUGCCGCCAAGUAUAAAAAGGAGCCGGAGAGUGCUGUUCGGCCGCAGCGACAGAAGCUCCUGGUGUGUCAGCCGGACCCGCGCAACAUCAUGCUCGUCUUCAUCCCGCUGAUGGAGUUUGUGGGGGAAAUUGAGAGGGCGACGGGGUGUGCGCCCGCCACCCCGUGCACGCUCAGUGCGUUCGUGGCCGACUACGUGAAGGAGGUGUUCCUGGGGCGCCACCACGCGCUGGUGGCAGCGAGCAUCGAGGCUGCGACCAAGUCGGCGGAUGCCUGGCGAGCCACCACCGGUCCUGAGGUCAUGAGGGACCUCGGCGUCACUCGCCCGUUGCUCCAGAGCACCGUGAAGGUGGAGAGCUGCAUCCAGGACCUGCGGCAGCUGAUGCAAGCCCUGCCCGCGUAUGCCGAGCACUUCCUCUCCAUCAUCUGCAGCAUAUUGCGCAACUACCGCGAGACCUGCCAGGCAGCCUACCGCGGCAUCGUCCAGCCCGACUCCGAGGACAAGCGCGUCUGCAGCGCCGCCUGGCUCAAGGACGAGGACAUCAGUCGCUUCAUCAAGUCGCUGCCCAACUGGGCGGACCUGCAGGCCCACAAGGCGGCGGCUCACCGCCGGCGGUGGCCACUGCGGCGGGAGGAGACCACGGAGGAGGAGAGCCCCGAGGACGUGCGGCAGCGCAACAUCAAGGAGGCGGAGAUUCUGGCCAGCAACCUGGGCGAGGGGGGCGUCAACGCACAUGAGAUCCUAUCUGAUGUGUGUCAGCUCAAGGGUCUGGCGCAGUUGCAGGAGAGCAUGGAAUGGUUCUCGAUGUCGUUACUGAAGUUUGCAAUGGAGCUGCCUGGAGCGGGCAGCUCGGCCUCCCCUGGUCCCAACGUGGUGGUGACCCCGGAGAGUGUCCCGCUGAUGCCAGAGUCCGCUGUGGACGGCCUCUUCCAGCUGGCUCAGGAGUUUGAGGAGCUGGCCAACACAUGUCUGCUGGUCUUGCAUCUGGAGGUGCGAGUGCAGUGCUUCCACUACCUGCUGCCGCGGCCCGACUCGUACAAUAGGUUCGUGGGUGGAGGCGGCCUCAGCUCUCAGGAGCCGGACCCCCGCGUGCUGGAGUUGAGCCGUGUGCUCGUGGUCAUCGACGAGGCCAUGAACUCCAGCCUGCAGGUCCGCAAGUCCAAGUACAUCUUUGAGGGACUGGGCCACCUGAUAGCCAAGAUCCUGAUCACCUCGGCCCAGUUCAUGGAUCGCAUAGACGAAGCAGGGAUCCAAAAGAUGUGCCGCAAUGUGUUUGCUCUGCAGCAAACCCUCACCAACAUCACUAUGUCCCGGGAGGUGGCGCUGGACUAUGCCCGCCACUAUUACGAGCUCUUCUUCCUGACACCGGAGGAGAUACUAAGCGCAGUCAUGGAGAAGGGCCCGGAGUUCUCUGAGCUGGAGUACAUGAAUGCCUUCCAGCUGCUCCACCGCAGCCAGCCGGAGCCCGACCCUGCUGCCGUCAACGCACACCUCGGCCGGCUGUCGGACAUCCUGGGCGAGGUUGGGGUCACCGUGUGACAACUGUCACGUGGUGGUCACAGCUGGUGCGAUUUUGAGGGUUUAAAGUCUCCCAUCACUUUGCAUGUGCCAAUUUCAGUGCAGUAAAGGUUAUAAUAUUAAUAAUACGUAGGAGCAUGCAUUUUCUGCAAAAAGAUUCAAAGUAAUUCAUUUCGGAAGCAAACACCAUCUGAGUGGUUCGAUCAAAUAAGGCAACAACAGUUUCUCUCACAGAUGGCUGCCAGUUUCAAGGAAAAACCUGCAUGUGCCAGUGUACCAUUUUGCAGUCUAGUAGUGAAUACCUGCCCUCUAUUGAUAUGCAUUUGUUACUAAUGCAUUGAAACCAUGUACUGCAUCAAAUUAUUGCUUCAUAUUUAAUAACUUUAAUAAAAAUUUGUGUCUGUUGGAGAACCAUUUGUAAACAAAGGCAUGUGAUAUUGCUUACAUUAGCUGUAUUUGACAGUUCUGCUGUCAGAUUAGGAGCCAAUGUUGGAUCUGUGAGCAGAAGACAAAACUCACUAUACACUCAUCUUUAGUUCAUGGUUCAACCCUAGCCUGUGUCAAGAGCUACUGUGUGAUGCUACAUCAUAGCAAAAGAAGCCUUGGGCUUUGAGUUGAGAGCUUUAUUGCUGUUAUCUCAUCUUAGUGAUUACUGCUAACAACAUAAGUUUCAUUAUAAAUUUGUGGCAUAAUGUGUGCAGCUUUUUGGCUAGCUUGAUUUACUUAGAUACUCAUUUUGAGCAACACUUUAGAUAUAUAGUGUGCAAUAUGGAAAAAUUGUUUUUGUUUAAAUGUAUAUGAUGUGCUUUAAGCCAAAUGAAAGAUUGUUAGAAAGAUUAAAUCUUAUUUAUUGCAUACAUAUAAUAUGCUCUUUAGAAAGAGUUACAAUGGAAAGUUAUUCAGUGUAUAUUAUAUAUUGUAAAAUAUAAAGCCUGUAUUAUUAUAAAUAUUAUAAUCAGUUAACUGUGAUGAUUAUGUACCUCUGAUAAUUGUUCUUAAUGUUAAUUGCAUGAAUAAAAUCAAAUUUUGUAA